Cuscuta epithymum is the source of this 1081-nucleotide messenger RNA. NCBI's taxonomy places the organism in Eukaryota, Viridiplantae, Streptophyta, Magnoliopsida, Solanales, Convolvulaceae. The record is from the annotation of a GenBank genome assembly.
GUCUUUGGUUCUUCAAAACACCAGUGCCACACAAUCUGACAGUGCACCGCUUGGUCGAGGUCAGCGUAUCAAGAAACCGUCUGUUCUAUUGAGGGAUUUUGUUACACAUCAUAUCUGCCCGAUAAGCCCAUCCCCGCGGUUGUCUUCCUCUCCUGUCAGCUCCUCAGUAUGUGAGCCAUGCUCCUUUAAGGAAGCAAUGACCGAUGCUGGUUGGCAUGAAGCCAUGCAGAAUGAAAUUCGGGCUCUUGAAAAUAACCACACUUGGGUUAUGGAGUCACUUCCGCCAGGUAAAAAGGAACUUGGGUGCAAAUGGGUAUACAAAAUUAAAUACCAUUCCGAUGGCACUAUCGAACGCCUCAAAGCUCGUCUUAUUGUCUUCGGUAAUCACCAGCAAGAGGGCAUUGAUUACACUGAGACGUUUGCUCCAGUAGUCAAAAUGGUUACUGUGAGGUUAUUUUUAGAUGUGGCGGUGAUUAAAAACUGGGAGCUACAUCAUAUGGAUGUUCAUAAUGCUUUUCUUCAUGGUAACUUACAGGAGGAAGUCUAUAUGAAACCUCCUUCGGGCUUUCUUUCUUCUCGGCCGGGACAGGUGUGCCGGUUGCGGAAAUCUUUGUAUGGAUUACGUUAGGCUCCUCGUUGUUGGUUUGCUAAAUUGGCUUCUGCUUUGAAAACUUAUGGGUUUCGGAAAUCUUAUUCUGAUUACUCACUUUUCAUGUUUUGUCGGGGAUCUGUCUAGUUAUAUGUUCUUGUUUAUGUGGAUGAUUUGAUUAUUGGCGCGCAGGAAUGAUUCUUUGCCUAUCUCUCAGUUUAAAUCAUAUUUGCAUAUAUGUUUUCAUAUGAAGGAUCUUGGUUUGCUGAAAUAUGUUCUUGGAAUCGAGGUGGCUCGCUGCGCUGAUGGAAUAUUUCUCUGCCAGCGUAAAUACAUUUUGGAUAUCAUCUCUGAAACUGGUCUUCUCAGGGCUAAACCCGCCACUUUUCCUAUAGAACAAAAUCACACCUUAGCUCUAUCUCAGAGUGAUGUUUUUAGUGAUCCGGAGUCUUAUAGACGUCUUGUGGGACGAUUAAUCUAUCUUUCAUUUGC